This is a messenger RNA of Osmia bicornis bicornis, 773 nucleotides long. RefSeq lists its product as uncharacterized. Lineage: Eukaryota; Metazoa; Arthropoda; Insecta; Hymenoptera; Megachilidae. Gene Ontology annotation, molecular function: nucleic acid binding. Gene Ontology annotation, biological process: DNA integration. The transcript has 2 exons. The annotation marks the transcript as partial. The record is from RefSeq and is a predicted model, not a curated record.
AUGACGACAGAACAGCUUCAACAGCACACGCUUUGGUGGACGGGACCACCGUGGAUCACGCAACCGCAGAACUCAUGGCCCAAGCAAACCAGUGUUGAUGCAGACGAGCUGGGCGCCCCAGAAGCUCGACCGCUCACGCUGAAGACCUGGAGAGGCAGAGGAGCCAAGACGCAGAAAGGGUGGAUUUGCGUCUUCGUCUGCUUCGCAACAUCAGCUGUUCAUCUGGAAGUUGUAACCGACUACUCAGCCGACGCGUUCAUCGCAGCCUAUCGCAGAUUCGCAGCAAGGAGAGGAACUGCAGCCUCUCUCUACUCAGAUUGCGGCACCAACUUCCAAGGAGCAGACGCGCAGUUACAGAAACAGUUCAAGGACAGCACACGCGAAAAUCAAGACCUCGCAGCGUUACUCGCCAAGGAUGGUACGCAGUGGCAUUUCAACCCUCCUGCCGCUCCACACAUGGGUGGAAAAUGGGAGGCGGUACUCAAGUCUCUCAAAUUCCAUCUGAAGAGGACGAUUGGAGAUGCUUUGCUGACGUUCGAGGAAUCAAUAACAUUGCUCGCGCAGAUCGAAGCCAUCCUCAAUUCAAGACCGUUGGAACCACUCAGCGAUGAUCCAGACGACCUCUCAGCCCUUACACCAGGAUAUUUCCUGAUCGGAUCGCCACUCAACGCAGUGCCAGAGCCCACGCUUCUCGACGUCUCAGUCAACCGAUUGUCAAGGUGGCAAUUUCUGCAGCAGCGUCUCCAACAAUUUUGGAGGCUCUGGUCCACGCA